AUGGAGUUCCAAUACAAGAAAGAAAUUUCAUUGAAGCACUUCAUGAAAGGAAAGAGAUUCUCAGUAGAGUUGAAUCAUCUCGAGAGUACAGAGAUAAAUCAAAAACCAAAUUUGCAGUAUUUAUACUUCCCAAAAGUUUUGUCAAGAUAUUUGUACUCAAAAAACAAAAAUUUCUUAGUAUCUCUAGUUCCAACUUAUUAUUCUCAAAACAUUUUCAUUGUCACGAUGUUCUGUAAAUCGUUUGAAAAUGAUAUUUUACAAGAUGCAAUGAAAUUCAUUGUUGAUGACUUGAAAAUGAAUAUUCAAUACAAAAUAGAAAAUAUAGAGUUCUCAUUUGACGAUAUUUCAACAAGAAAUGCAAUAGAAAACUUGAUAGAGAGGAAUCUCGAAGAAAACAAUUGGAUAUAUGUGUAUUUCGAAAGAAGAUACUUAGUUAAAUUUGAUGAUAUCAAUGAUGUCUCAUUCGCUGAUUUCUCAAUGAACGUAGAAAUAAACUCAAGAAAGAUUGUCGAAAAUAAAUCAUUCUCUAAGUUGAAACUGAACGAAAUGAAGAAAGAAAAAGAGAAAUCAUGUGUAAAUAUUCACUCGAAGAUUGUGAAAAUUGGAUACAAGAGAUUUGUUGAAAACAAAAAAUAUUUCGAAAUCGAAAGAAUCUUCUCAUUGCCAAGAUUUUCUUUUUGUUACUGUCAUCGCAUUGUUCAAAGAUCGGAAUGGAUGAGAAAGUACUGGUUCUUCAUUUAUGGAAUAAAUAUCGAUAUGAAUGAAACAAGAGAUGUUGUUUGUUCAUUCACAGGAUGUGAAGAUGAUUCGAUGUUCGAAUAUCCAAUCGAAUGCAUGUUUUACACACCUUUCUACGAGAAAUACUCAAAACUUUCACAGAGCGAAAUGCAGCAACAAAUAAAUCAGCUCAAUAAAAUCUUCUCUGAUACUUUAUCAAUCUUUUAA
Messenger RNA from Trichomonas vaginalis G3, 945 nucleotides. RefSeq lists its product as uncharacterized. The record is from RefSeq and is a predicted model, not a curated record. NCBI's taxonomy places the organism in Eukaryota, Parabasalia, Trichomonadida, Trichomonadidae. The transcript has a single exon. The coding region runs from base 1 to 945 and encodes 314 amino acids.